Molecule: messenger RNA, 2320 nt
Organism: Glycine soja
Lineage: Eukaryota; Viridiplantae; Streptophyta; Magnoliopsida; Fabales; Fabaceae
Exons: 5
Coding region: 336-1643 (435 amino acids)
Source: RefSeq, a predicted model, not a curated record
UCACCCAAUUUCAAAAUCAGUUUUUUUUCCUUUCCCUCCUCAAUUACUAGAAUAUUAAUUACUGUUCAAAGUCUGGAGGUCUUCCACUGUCAAUUCCGUUUUUUCAGCGUUUAUUUGGGAUCGUUCUUACUUUUCGACUGUAACGGAUUUAUUGGAUCAUCUCCCACGCCCUUUUCAAUUAUUUUUUGGGGAAUUUCAUUUCGUUUUAUUUGUCUCGCCUGUGAUUUGAGGCAAAAGGGUUGUGUUCACGAGUGAACGGUGUUGAUUUGUAUUUGCUGAUGCAAUUGGUGGUUAGGUUGGUUUAAGAAGCUAAGAACUGUUGCUACUACUUCACAAUGGGCGCUGCUUGUUGUGUUGCUGCCAGAGACAAAACCAUACAAAGUGGAUCAACCAGUGACAAUUUGCAUCGGAAUGUUCGAUGUUCUCCAACAUGGAGCUUUCGUUGGGAUCAUCGAGGGCGUGUAGCUGGUGAAGAUACUUCUAUAAAUUGGUUUUCUGACGGUAUUAGCAGGAAUGAUGGAUCAGAGAAUAAAAAUGAAUCAACAUAUAUGUCAGAGGACGGAAGUCCACUGCAGAAUGAUCAACGGAAAAGAUGCCAAAAACCAUCAAUUUCGCAAGUAACUGCUGCACAUAGGAGAAAUUCAACUUCAGACCAAUCUUUUUCAAGGACUGUUUCUACAGAUGUGAGCGUCGAACAGGUGAAUAGGUUGGCAGAAUCAUCAAUAGUAUCUUGCCCAUCUCCCACAAAACCAUCACUGCCUUCAACUUCAUUAUCAGCAUCUCCUUUAUCAUCUCCAUGUCACAUACCUCCAUCGAGCUCGGCACCUUUAAGGUGGCCCUGCCAUUCCCCAGGACACCACCUAUCACGGCAAGCUUCCGAUAGCCGUAUCCCAGCAGUUAAGUCACCCAGCAGCUUCUCUUUGUCUGAAGAAAGGGCUGUGUUUUCUUCAUGGAGCAAUGAAGUGGGUAUGCACUCCCAUGGUGGAUCUUCAGAUGGUUGGUCUAUUCCUGGCUUUUCUGAGCUGAUGGGAACUCCCCACAGAGAAAGAUGGUCAUUUGAUAGUGAGUCAUUUGGUUUUAAUCGAGAAAGAUUAGCUAGACCCAGUAGUUGGUUUUCAGCUUCACAAGUUGAUUUGCAAUCAUGUGGUAUUUGCUCAAAGCUUUUAGCAGAGAAGUCUUCUUGGAGCACUCAAAAGAUAAUUGCAAGUAAUGACCUUUCUGUAGUUGCUGUCCUCAUCUGUGGACAUGUCUAUCAUGCUGAAUGUUUGGAGAUUAUGACACCUGAUAUCAAUAAGUAUGAUCCAGCUUGCCCAGUUUGCACUUUUGGUGAGAAACAAACUAUGAAGUUGUCUGAAAAAGCUCUGAAAGCUGAAAUGGAUUUGAAGGCUAGAACCAAUAAAUCAAAGAAUCGGGUUGUGGACAGUGAUAUUGAUGAUGAUUCUGUUGUGUUUCAUCACUUUAAAGGGAGAGGGCUUAAAGGUAAAAGUCCUAGGAUAGACUCCAGUUCCAAUGGGAGAAGCUCCUAUGGGAAACCUUUUCUGAGGCGACACUUUUCCUUUGGAUCAAAGGGUUCCAGAUCUACAUUAGAUAAUCACCCUACAAGAAAGAAGGGUUUCUUUUGGGCAAAAUCUAGCAAGGAAUAAGCUGCUUCUUGGUUGUUGGGAGGUUCCACUGUUGAACUUUUGUGCAUCCUCAAUUGGUUUGUGAAAAGGACAAAAUGCAAUUUAUGAUUUCAGAGCAUCUGUAUAAACUAAUCUGCAAUUUCAACUGGAUAAGAGGUUUGAAGUUACUCUGUAAAGAAGACAUACAGAAGUAUAAGUUGAACAUACAGACGUAAAAUAUUAUGUUUAGACCCCAAUGUUCUUUCUGCAUUGUACAGGUUGAUUUGUUUAUUUCAUGGAUAUAAUUCUUAUAUCCAAAUGAUGUUCAGUUGUCCAUGGUUCUUAUGUAAUGCAAACCAUUAGCCCUUCGGAGUUUCUGGAGUUGGGAAAUGGUCUUCAAAGAUUGAUAGGCAAAUACCAAUUAUUUCGAUCCACUUAGUUGGUUGCUUUUAAUGAAGGAGCAGAUUCAGGAUAGCCUAUUAUCAAACCAGUGUUUUUGCAGUUAGCAGAUUGAAUUGAAUACUUUAUUCUGAUGUGUUGCCUUUAAUGAAAGAACGGUUUCAGCAUAGCAUCCGGUCAAAUUAAUAUUUUUUUGUCGGUAGUAAAUUUAUAUGCAUAUUCAUUCGUGGGUUGUUUGCUUUCAUUAAAAAGAAAUGAAAGGAGUUAUGUUGCUUCUUUAUUGCAUGUUGAAUCAUGUAAUAGAGUUCUUUGGCCGUUUC